Messenger RNA from Gasterosteus aculeatus aculeatus (three-spined stickleback), 4237 nucleotides. The record is from RefSeq and is a predicted model, not a curated record. NCBI's taxonomy places the organism in Eukaryota, Metazoa, Chordata, Actinopteri, Perciformes, Gasterosteidae.
AACAUCCACUCGAGUAACGUUAGCUAAGCAGACGGAAACGUUGCGUUAGCUGCCAGCUAACGUUAGCUUGUUAAACGGAAACGGGGUUGUCGCGGAUUAGCUCGAAUGGGUAACGGUGCAGUUUAGCGCUGUAAAUAUCAUUUAACGGUUUCCCGAGGAAAUUGUGAAGAAGUUGUCGCUGCAAAGCGGCCUGUUCAUGGGUAGCUACGGUGACAUUGUCCUCUAUGGAAUGACAACCUCACACGGAUAUAUUGAAUCAAAACCAGCAGCGGCUCUGUUUGCUGACAUGGAGUGGCGGACACCAGCUGUGUCAGAGAAGUUUCAAAGCCGUUUUGGCCGCCGGCCUGGAACAGCAGACAGCGGGGACACUGGUCUUGGCACCUCCGCAUCUGACAGCACAGAAGAUUUCUGCAGUUCCAGCAGCAGCCCCCCUUUCCAGCCCAUCCGCAGUCAGAUCCCCAUACCCACUGCACAUGUCAUGCCAUCCACGGCCGGAGCCCCGGCCUCCAAGCCUCAGUCGGUGGUUCAGGAGGACUCGCUGUCCUCGGAGGGUCACAGGUCUUCCUCUGGCUCCCGAACCCCGAGUGGCUCCACUUCAAAGUCUUCCCCUCUCUCCAAAUCCGUGUCUUCACCCAACCUGGACGCUCCGCCCGCUGUGGGAGGGGAUCACGUGGGGCCAAAGCCGGACUGCCUGAGCCGCUACCGCAGCCUCGUCAACGGGCUGGACCACUCUCUUUUCCCCUCGGAUCACACGCGGAUGGACGAGUGCCAGAAGUUUGACACUCCUGCCGUGGAGCCCACUCUAAAUCAGUCCGCCCUGUUGGGGGGGUUAUGCCCCGAUGUCAGACUCCGAUUACAGACGACCGGCAUCAGAGAGACUCCGGACUGCAUCUCUGAGGCCUACAGAGGAGGCCUGGAGCACAGCUACAAGGUGCUUCCUGAGGCCAGGUCGGGGCUCCCCGGCCAAGCGGAAACUUUGGUUCAGAGGGGAAGUCAGCCCGGUGCGGCCGGAUCCGCUGGAGUUUACGCAAACCCUCUCAGCCUGCAGACACAGGCUCUGCUGAGGGAGCACGCUGGCUCCAAAGGAUACGAGCCAUUGCGGCAGGACAGAUGUGCUGAACUUUCCAGCUGGCAGCAACAACAGCAACACAAGCAUCAACUGGAGAGUUUACGCAUGCAAGUGGAACAAAUGCAGCUGAUGAGUGCUGGAGUGUCCCAGUACCCGUCUCUGUACUCGUCGCCCGCUCACGCAGAGUCCGGCAAAUGGGACGCUCUGGUCAAAGCCAGCGAGAGUCUGCUUAAGGAAAAGGAACUUAUCAUCGAGAGACAAAAGCAGCAUAUGACCCAGAUGGAGCAGCGUCUGAGGGAGACCGAGCUGCAAGUCCAUGGAGCCCUCCUGGGUCGAGGAGCUUCUUACGGGGAUAUGUGUAUGCUGAGACUACAGGAGGCCCAGAGGGAGAACGCCUUCCUGAGGGCGCAGUUUACGGAGCGCACCGACUGUGUGGUUCUGGAGAAAGUGGAGGCGGAGCGCAGACUGGGGGCAGUCGAGGCAGAGACUCGCCGACUAACGGACUGCCUGAAGGAGGCCUGUGAGCGACACGCCGAGGAGAUGAAGAAACAGGAAGAGAGGAUCCGCAGUCGAGACAAGCACAUCAACAACCUGAAGAAGAAGUGUCAAAAAGAGACUGAGCUGAAAAGGGAGAACCAGCAGCGCAUUGAGACUCUUGAGCGCUAUCUAGCUGACCUGCCCACCUUGGAGGAUUACCAGAGUCAGAACAAGCAGCUCGUGGAAGCCGAACAGCAAGCAUCUCAUCUACAAGAGAGGCUACGAGAGCUGGAGGUCUGUCUAGAGACGACGCGCUCCCAACUCCGAGAAAAAGACACACAGCUGGAAGAUCAGAAGCGCAGGGAGAGGGACCUGCUCACGACCAUCACUGAUAUGCAGCAGCGGGUACAGCAGGGCCUCGAGGAUGGAGCCAGACUGCCUUCCCUGGACAUGGAGAAGUUCAGAGGAGAAAACAAUGCGUUGAGAGAGGAGCAGCAUAGACUGAAAAAGGUCAUUGAGAAGCAGCACCGGAUGAUGGAACAGCUCGGCUCCCAGAUCCAGGCUUUGGAGGAGCAGUUAUCCCAGGAAGAGAGCAGCUCUCAGGCUCUCAGAGAAGAUGUGUUGGCCAAGGAGAAGAAUGUGAUGGAGCUCCACGCAGCCAUGAGGGAGCUGUCUGCCCAGAACCAGGAACUGAUGGAGCAGAAUCUGACCCUGCGAGAGCAAAUGAGUGAGCCAGAGCAGAAGAGCACCAACCAGGCAUCGUCUGGCCUGCAGCCAGCCGGGACUCGUCUAACUCAGCGACUUCACGUUGAGAUUGCGUCCUGCCUCGGUGACCUGCGCUCCCUGUGCAGCAUUCUGACCCAGAGGGCUCAGGGACAAGAUCCCAACCUCUCCCUGCUGCUUGGUCUCACGUCGCCUCCACCGGUUGCGGAGCAGACCGAGGACUGGAUGAAUCCAGAGGUGCUGCAGAAGAAGCUGCUUGAAGCUCAGCAGCUCCGUCGGGAUGUCGAGGAACUCCGUAAUGUAAUACUGGACCGGUACGCGCAGGACAUGGGGGAGAACUGCAUUACCCAGUAACCUUGGCAACCGGGUGAUAUAGGAAACGGUGGCAUGCGGCCACCACACCAUUUUUUCCGAAAUGAGGACUGAGGAAAGCCCAAAUGGUUCAACUUCUCUUGACUGACUGUAGGUUGAUUUUCAAGCCUGCCUGUAGCUCAGAACCCUCCCAUCCCCCUCCCGCCCCACGAGUUCAUCUAUUUCAGUCCGAGGGCUAACCGAAAAUAACUUACCCUCUAAUACUUGAUCCUUAAGCGUUGUGCGUGCUUUUUUUGUUUUUUUGUUUAUCAAUGAUGACAUAAAUACUGUCUGUUACCAAGCAGUCUUAUAGGUGUGUUCUGCUCUAGUGCAUAACCAUUUGUGUAGAAGCCCAACACGUAUAACUUAUUUAAACCUGAAUUUCCCUCUGGAGGGAGAUUAUACAAGAGGUGGUUGACAAUCAACUGAAACUUUUUUUUUUAACCUGUGCUUUAAACUGAAUUGACAAGUAAAUGUUACCAACAUACCAUUAUUUAAAAUGGUGACCACUGUAACAUGAGACUCUGCUGUGCGGUUAAAGACUUAAGGGUUUAAUACCAAAUCGGCUUCUAACACCAACAGGCCUACAACAGUUUGACUACCAAAGAAACGCUGGUCUGUGAAUGUUUAUUUGUGAAUGCUUCUGUCUUCCGUGGGCCCGGUUCUGGAUGAAUGGAUACCUACAUGUGCCUUUCCGUCACGGUUGCAACCACGAUGCUAAUUCAUGUGAGACGAACCACAAAGGGGCCGCUGCUGACUCUUCCAAUACGACCUCCCGCUCAGCGUAAUAACCAGUGGGAUAGUCGAUACAUUCCCUGACUCUGAAUGUAAUAAAUGACCAGAGUUCGUGGAGGCCCCGACGCUGUUCAUGUUCCUGGCAGAUGAACAAAGUUCAAACCUCCUCAGUUUGAGGGAUUUCCGUAGAAAUAAUGUUCUGGUUUACUGUACAUUUCUGGUUGAUGAUGGCUGACUCGCAUUUGACAGAGUGGUUCAGUGUUUGAUAGAUGUAUGACUGCGAAACAGUAUUAAUCUUCAGUAUUAUUUAUUUUGUACUCUUGAGAGCCUCCUAAAGUGUUGCUGUAAUAUUGUGCUAAAAUGUUUGAGGAAACUUGUGUAAAGGUCCCAUGAAGUGGCUUUUAGAUUUGAAUUUUGUCCUGUGUGUGUUUCAUAUUAGACCUGAUGUUUGUCCUGAUGAGUGUGAGGAUUGGUGUCGCUCCUUCGAGGAAGAAGCAACAUGUUUUAAUCCAACGUGAUGAUGGGAGGGGUUGGCUGGAUCAGCCCUAAAUAGCCAAUCACAUUGUGCAUUGGAGUUUUGUGCAGGAGAAGCCAUUUAAAAAAAAGAAUGGACACUUUACAAGCAGAGGAAGGGAUUUUAAUAUAAAUAUAUGCAACCUAUUUUUAUACAAAUUGUACAGGACAACAAACCCAGGGACAUACCAGCCAUUUUCCAUUUCAUGGGACCUUUUUUUAAAAACGUGCGCAGCACAAGAAUUUCUUUGAAAAGUCAGGCUCUGCAUGCCUUAACAUCUCAAAUGUUAUAAAAGGGAAAAAGAUGUUUAUAUUUUCAUACUUUUGUCCUUGUUUGCAUAUUUUAGAAAUAAAGAUUUUCCACAUUUA